Messenger RNA from Emiliania huxleyi CCMP1516, 1382 nucleotides. RefSeq lists its product as hypothetical. Gene Ontology annotation, biological process: regulation of DNA-templated transcription. The coding region runs from base 44 to 1006 and encodes 320 amino acids. Gene Ontology annotation, molecular function: RNA polymerase II cis-regulatory region sequence-specific DNA binding; DNA-binding transcription factor activity, RNA polymerase II-specific. NCBI's taxonomy places the organism in Eukaryota, Haptophyta, Isochrysidales, Noelaerhabdaceae. The transcript has a single exon. Gene Ontology annotation, cellular component: nucleus. The record is from RefSeq and is a predicted model, not a curated record.
GUGAGCCGCCCUCGCCGAUUUCCUCAGAGGAGCCGUCCAGAAAAUGCUCACACUCCAGGACGGGCAAGGCAGCAACACGCUCACCGCCGACGUGCCCUGCGCCUCGCCCUCCACGGAGACUGCGCUCUCCGACGACAACGACGCGCCCGAGAACCCCUACAAGCGACGGAAGGUCGAGUGGGCCAACAACGAGGACCUCUUCAUACUUUCGGCUGUGAGGACGCUCGGUACGCAGUGGCCCAAGAUCGCCAGCCAGCUCCACAACCGCACGCCCGACGCCGUCCGCAACCGGUGGCACCGGCUGCAAAAGGCACACGCCUUUGACGCUCCCGACAGCUGCCAGCAGCGGACUGACGCGGCCGAUGCGUUGCUGUGCGCGGCGGGCGCGCCGGCACCCGGCGGCAAGAUCAAGGGCGACUGCAUUAGAGGCUCCGACCACGGGAGGACCAUGUGGAGCUCGAGGGAGGACGAGAUCAUCGAGUCGGGCGUCAAGCAGUUCGGGUGCAAGUGGCGGCAGAUCGCAAAGCUGCUUGAAGGACGCUCCGACUCGAGUAUCCGCAAUCGCUGGAUGCGGAUUUUGAAGGAGCGUGAGGCGGCGGCCUUCAAGCCUCCCGCCCAACCGCACCGGGAGCCCCCCGCGCCCCUCUUCAAGAUCGCCGCGAGCGUGCCCAACGGGCAGCUGGUCCAGCUGCCCGUCGGACAGCCGCCAGUCGGGGUGCCAGUCGUACAGGUGCCAGUCGGACAGGCGCCAAUCGGACAGGCGCCAGUCGGACAGGCGACGAACGUGCACCCCGGCGGCUGGAUCCCGAUGCCUCCCCAGCAGAGCUUCGUCGGCAACCCCUCGGCGGUCUACCUGCCGAACGCCGUCACGAUGGCGGGGCCGAUGUGGUUCCGUCCGCCGCCGGCCAAGACUCCGCCGCCGGCUAAGCUGAUGCGGCAGUCCUCUGCGAGCGACGCCAACGUGCUUGCUGGCGUGAGGGCGGCGCCCGAGGCGGAGAGCUGCUAGCCAACCGCCGCUCUGCCCCACGACAGUUGUUUACUUUGCGGCGCCCGCGCCUCACGCGCCCUGAGAAGCGAAGAGCCUCUCGCCGCGUCCUUGUACUGUCCCCGCCGCAUGCGUGCUGGCCUGUGGCUCUAGGUAGAGAUGCAUGUGUGCUCCCGCAUACGCUGUUCACCUCCUGUCGGUUGCUCGCCGGUUCGCGCACUCAGUAUGUACUCGCGGUCUCUGCGGGGUUGUGCGCGCUCACCGGCGGCAGCGUGUGUUCAUAGUCGUCCCGUGUGGUACAGUAUUCGCGCGCCCGGCAGCUCCUGAGGCUGCUCGGGUGGCGCCUUGUUCACUCCGAACACCGAACACGUAUGUUCUAUUCCUCAAAAUACAAAAA